Eucalyptus grandis is the source of this 480-nucleotide messenger RNA. Its product is annotated as NDR1/HIN1-like protein 13. Bases 1 to 480 code for a protein of 159 amino acids. The record is from RefSeq and is a predicted model, not a curated record. The transcript is spliced from 2 exons. Lineage: Eukaryota; Viridiplantae; Streptophyta; Magnoliopsida; Myrtales; Myrtaceae.
AUGGCGCCUGCAAUCUUAUCCCCUCCGGCCGACGCCGCCUACACCCUCGGCCACCGCGACCCCGACCCAUUGAGGCCCAAUGAGCCGCGUGAAGGCUUUCCUAGGGGCACUUACGUCGUUCAAGUGCCCAAGGACCAGGUUUACCGCAUUCCCCCGCCUGAAAAUGCCAUGAUCGUCAAGCGCUACCGCACUCCCAUUGCCAAAAGCAAGAGGUCAUGUUGCUGCUGCUGCUGCAUCUUGUGUCUGCUAUUGAUCUUCAUCGCCGUCCUCAUCGUCCUUGGGGUUCUCGUGAGCAUUUCCUCAAUUUUCAUUAAGACCGAGGACCCCGUGUUCUGCAUCGAUCAUUUCCUCGUCAAGAAUACGCCGCGCUCUAGCCAAGGUAACGUUGAACAUGAGUUUGAUAUAAGGACAAGGGCUAAGAACCCGAAUGGGAGGAGUGGGAUCUUGUUCAAGGAAGGGGGAAAGUUCCCUUUUGUUUGA